GGGCAGGUCACGUGGUCGUGGUUUAACGUUACUGAAAUGAGAGACGAAGAAGAAGAAGAGGAGCGAACAAGGUGAUUCGUGGGCUCACUGCGUGUUCAUACCAGGUUUGCAUUCUGACCCGCAAGCCAAUGUAAGUCGUGUUGAGUGACUGCGUGUGAAAGGGACCAUCACCAUCCUCAUGUCCUAUGGAGGAGGCUUUAACGGACGCACUGAGCGUGUCCGCCAGGCGCCACACUAUGACCAGGUCCCUCAGGGCUCCUUACGCCGAGCAGACUCCUACGACCUAGAGCCUCUGAGCGAGCAGAGAGCGGCUCCCCUCGCGCUCAGCGCUGACCCCCUGCCUCCCCCGCCUCUGCCCGACCAGCCUCCCGUGGGCCUGGAGUUCGACCUCAGCGGCAGCGAGUCCAAUGCGGAGGCCGACCCUGACCCCGCCCUCGACAUUAAACCCGUGCACCGCUUCAUCCCGGACUCCUGGAAGAACUUCUUUAGAGGGAGUAACCGCAGCAGCAACAAGCCCUGGCCCAUGUCGGACUCCUCGUGCAACAACAACAACAGUACCAGCGACGGCGUCCGCUGCUCUCCCCCGCACUCCCCCUCGGUUCCUGGGUCGUACCGGGAUCCUUAUGGAGGCUCAGGCGGCAGCUACAACUCAGGCAAAGAGCUUCUGGAGCUACGGGAGUCCGUAUCCAGACGCACUCAUCACACCGGUCUGACCUACAGUGAGCGGGUGGAGGAGUACCAUCUGCGCUACGCCUACAUGAAGUCGUGGGCGGGGCUGCUGAGGAUUCUGGGCUGCGUGGAGCUCCUGCUGGGAGCCGCCGUGUUCGCCUGCGUCUGCGCCUACAUCCACAAAGACAACGAGUGGUUCAACAUGUUCGGGUACUCGUCUCCCGGAGGGGCGUACGGAGGAGGGCUUUACGGUUCAGGGACAGGAGGGUCGUACUACUCCGGCCCGAAGACCCCGUUUGUGUUGGUGGUGGCGGGGCUGGCCUGGCUGGUGACUGUGAUCGUGUUGGUGCUCGGGAUGACCAUGUACUACCGCACCAUCCUGCUCGACUCCAACUGGUGGCCGCUGACGGAGUUCAUCAUCAACCUGGCGCUGGCUGUGCUCUACAUGGCAGCAGGCAUUGUUUACGUCCGUGACACAACCCGUGGAGGGCUCUGCUCCUACCCGGUCUUCAACAACGGCAUCAACGGGGCGUUCUGCAGAACAGAGGCCGGCCAGACCGCAGCCAUCAUCUUCCUGUUUGUCACACUGGUCGUGUAUCUGAUCGGAGCCGCCGUGUGUCUGAAGCUGUGGAGGCAUGAAGCUAAUCGCAGAUACCGGGAGAAGUACGGCCAGGAGAUGGAUCCCUCUGAGAGGAGAGCUGCACGAUCAUUGCAGAUGAUUCCAGUUUCAGGUCCUGCACCCAGAGCUCCUGAGCAGGUCCAGGGCUCCUCAGUGGUUCCAAUCCAGGCUGCUCCCAAAGCUGUCCCACCAAAAGUUCUGCAGGGAGCGAUACCAUCGGGACACAUCCCAAAACCUGUGAUACUGCCGGACUACAUCAGUAAGUACCCGUCGAUCCGGUCUGUAGAGGAGCGGGAUCAGUACCGAGCCGUGUUCAACGACCAGUACGCAGAGUACAAGGAGAUCCACGCAGACGUGCAGGUGACGCUCAAGAAGUUUGACGAGAUGGACGCCAUGAUGCGCAGUCUGCCGCAGAACCCCACCAGCCAGAUGGAGGUUGAUCGCAUUCACAGAAUUCUUCAGGAAUACCAGAGGAAGAAGAAUGACCCGACUUUCCUGGAGAAGAAGGAGCGCUGCGAGUACCUUAAGAACAAACUGUCGCACAUCAAACAGAAGAUCCAAGAGUACGAUAAAGUCAUGGAGUGGAAAGACGGAUACAGCUGAGCUUAAAAACCUCUGUAGGAGUCAGAACGCUGGAAAAACCACAGACCACAAAUAACAGAACUCACGUAGACGGCUGACGACUUGUGGUGGUGAAAAUGACAUUUUAACUGGAGAGGGAAACUCGGGGCAGGACCACAAGAACAUGACUGGGAUUUUUUUUUUUAAACCGCUCUUUCUCUUGAAUCUGUCUGAGAGCAAACGUCUGUCAGCAGUUUUUUGUUUGUCUGCUUCUGCCUAACAAACACUAGAUUGUGGAAUUUUUUUAUACUUUCACAUUUUAGGAAAUGCACUCGUUCUGUUUUUUUGGUGCAGUUAUGAAAAAAAAAUCUCUACCACUCACUCAAAUGUCUGAGGGAUGAAGCAGCUGAUUAGCAAGUUAGCUUAGUUUAGCACAUCUUCUAAACGGGGGGGAAAAUGGCCAACUUCAAGAACUCUAGUCCGCCUAUGAGCACCUGUAAGUUUACACCCAUCAUUAUUGUUCGCACUUCUGCAGUGUUUUUUAAAUCACUUAAACUUUUCAUUAUUACACACUAAUAUUUCAGCACAUUUGCAAUUUGAACACUAUCAGCCUAUCCAGACUGCCGGUUCAAGGUGUGAGAUUUACGCCCUCUGUGACGACUCGCCUUUUAAUAUUAUUGUCACAGAUGGCAUAAUGGGGGGGGGUGACAAAGUAAUCCCACCUCUGUACCACCAUCGGAGGUAGUAACAGGGGCGAGAUGCCGUCAGUAGAGCCAGCGAGGGAUAACAGCGCUGUGUUUGUGUGCAUGUCUGAGUGUGUGUGUGUGGAGCUCCUGCUGUUUCUUUACACGUCCUAACACAGACUGAGACACAAAUAUCACACCGUGUCAGAAUCAGUAUGAAAGUACUAAGGUGUAAUGACAGUGGAGUUUCAUUACUGCCUUUUGCAAUCACAACAUGCAAAAUGCAGACUCCAUUUUUUUCUGCUGUGUUUCAAACUUGUGUUACUUUCAGUUUGUUUUUUUUGCACCUUGAUGCUGAUCCAAACAAAGAACUCUGCGGUCUUCACCUUCACCCCUUCAGGUCAAACAAAGUCUAGAAAUGCACAUACAUGUUUGGCUCAUGUUUGAUUUGUAUUUCGAUUUUUUGUAUUUCAACUUUUUAAGUUAGUCGCGCUGAUAUGAGCAAUCCACAACCAUCAGCUGUUUUCACACUUACAAAACAAAUCACCUCGCUUACAGUGUGCACAAACAUUAAAAAUAAGCUGCAGAGACCAAAAACUGUUUUUUUCCAGCAGGCUGUUAAUAUGUUUAUUUCUGCUGUAAAAGAGGGCAUUUUAAUAUGGGACCUAACUGGGAUUCCUUCACUUUCAGAGGCAGCCUCUAGUGGACACUCGAGGAACUGCAUUUUGUGUUGCACUUCUAUAUUGUACUCAUUUUUCAGCACGGAGAGGUUGACGCUCCACCAAGGCUUACUAACUCCCGUCUGUAGCUUUCAGAGUGGUACUGAUUUUUUCAUCUUAACGAACAGGUGCAUUUCCCAGAAUGUGUCACUUUUGCUUUUGUUUUAAACGGUCUAUAAAUAUGCAAAGAACUCAAAGAAUAUGCUGUAUAUGUGUGAUACUGUGACUCUCCUGCUUUAUUUCACUAAUGACACUGGUAUCCGAUGUGAAUGUUUGACAGAAAUCACUGGGAGAUUUUAAUUCAGAGGAGACGCUUCGGGGAUAACUUCUGAAAAUGUUUACCUCCGCUUAAACUCCAAAAGAAACUUCACUUUCUGUCAGGCUUGUCUGCAUGAAUUUCAAAACAAAAAACACUACGUACCUAAAAAAUCUAGCUCUUUUCUUCAACUGCUGUGAUAACUGUCUCGACUGUUUUAAUUGCACAUUCUCUUUUUUAUGCAUGUCUUUGUAGUAGAAUUUAAAUGUAUGUUAUGUGUGUGUGCUGUAACUUUUUGUCCGACAAUUUCAUAGAUUAAAGAUUUUCUACUUUACAGACACUUACAUUUCCUAAGUGCCCAAAUAUCUCCCUUUUUUUUCCAAACACGUUGGACCUCGAGAUUGAAUUGAAAAUUACAUUUAAAGUUCAAUUUUCCUGUAACUUUAUCAAGUGUAAAUGUAAAUAUUCUGCUGUAAAUGUCCGUUUUCUUUCAUAAUUUAAGUGAUCUUUUGGUGUUUUUUUUUGUCUUCUCAAUACAGUUUUACUUCUGCAUUAAA
Messenger RNA from Labrus mixtus (cuckoo wrasse), 4064 nucleotides. RefSeq names its product MARVEL domain containing 2a (gene marveld2a). Lineage: Eukaryota; Metazoa; Chordata; Actinopteri; Labriformes; Labridae. The record is from RefSeq and is a predicted model, not a curated record. The transcript has 9 exons. Gene Ontology annotation, cellular component: bicellular tight junction; cytoplasmic vesicle; apical plasma membrane. The coding region runs from base 179 to 1891 and encodes 570 amino acids. Gene Ontology annotation, biological process: bicellular tight junction assembly.